Messenger RNA from Eurytemora carolleeae, 2259 nucleotides. RefSeq names its product tereporin-Ca1. NCBI's taxonomy places the organism in Eukaryota, Metazoa, Arthropoda, Copepoda, Calanoida, Temoridae. The transcript has 14 exons. The record is from RefSeq and is a predicted model, not a curated record. Bases 304 to 1161 code for a protein of 285 amino acids.
GUAGUACUGUACAAUGUAUUUUCAGAUAUUAACCAUGGUGUAGUACUGUACAAUGUAUUUUCAGAUAUUAACCAUGGUGUAGUACUGUACAAUGUAUUUUCAGAUUUUAACCAUGGUGUAGUACUGUACAAUGUUGUGAAGAAGAGAGGAACCUGUUAGAACAGUAAAUACAAAGCAGAAAAAGUUUAAACUAUUAAAUAGUUGGGAAAAGACUGUCAAAGGAAUUAACCGAAAAGAAAAAGUUUGGAAAAAUUUGUGGAAAAUGGGACACAGACCUGGAAUAUAAGAGACUAAGAAAUCCGCAUGCGUACAGGAAUGGAGAGCACAAUGAUUCUGCUAAUUGGGUUUAGUCUCAUGCUUUGUGAGGUUAAAAGCGUUAAUCCAGCAGAAGGACUAGUGAAUCGAUUAAUGACCCAACGUGAAGCUCUGAUUCAAGAUGGUUUAAGUUAUUUUAAUUCUUCUUCCCGGCACCCCAGCCCUACCUCCACCAUAAGUUUGGACAGUGUUCGUAAUGUGAGCAAUGGCCACCAAGUUCGCUGUAUUCUCAACGUGGAAAAUUGGACAAGAUGGCUGCUAGGCUAUCAAGUUUUCUACUUCAAACAUGGAACUUUCCAGAAAGGUUUCCAUGACCGGGAGGUUUUCCCCUCUCAUAGAGAAAUAAUAAUAACAGGAAAUAAAAGAGAUGUCAGCUUUACUGGUACUAGUGGGGUCAUUGCCUGGGAACUAGAGGACCAAAAUGUUCAUCUUAUUGUUAUGUGGAGUAUACCCUACAAUCUAGGUAUCUACAAUUCCUAUCUUGCUAUUGGAGUUGUUAAACUAACCACAACUGUUUCAAGGGAUAUGCUUCCUUAUUACUACAAGGAGAUGAUUGAUCAUGAACAGGGUCGAGUGUUCCAGAGGGGGAAACCAGGCUCUAAUAUUCUCUUCAGACAUGAAAACUUUUUUGUUGUGGCAAAUUUAGAAGAGGGGUACCAAGCAAUGCUUAAUGUUAGUGUAAUGCCAUGGAGUACUAAAGAUCUAGCUCCAUCUAUCUGGCAUAAACUGUACCUAGAGUCACUGAAACCAGAGAUGAAAAGCGAAGCAUACUCAAGUUCUUGUGACAGAUUCCUCCAUACUUCUACACAGAUACUAGCUGGAGUCUUCAUUUACAAACUAUCUUAAGAAGAAUACUCUACAAUCUACAGUUAUAUUUCUGAACAAUCUACAGUUAUAUUUCUGAACAAUCGGUAGUUAUAUUUCUGAACAAUCGUUAGUUAUAUUUCUGAACAAUCUGAAGUUAUAUUUCUGAACAAUCGGUAGUUAUAUUUCUGAACAUUCUGCAGUUAUAUUUCUGAACAAUCUGAAGUUAUAUUUCUGAACAUCUGAAGUUAUAUUUCUGAACAAUCUGAAGUUAUAUUUCUGAACAAUCUGAAGUUAUAUUUCUGAACAUUCUGCAGUUAUAUUUCUGAACAAUCUACAGUUAUAUUUCUGAACAAUCUACAGUUAUAUUUCUGAACAAUCUGCAGUUAUAUUUCUGAACAAUCUGAAGUUGUAUUUCUGAACAAUCUGAAGUUAUAUUUCUGAACACUUUCCUAUAUAAAAGGAAUUAUUUAGUAAUAUUUUUCUAAGAAAAACUCUCCUAGAAAUGAUGAAUAAACACAGAAAAUCUCUCUGAUAUCAAGAAUAACAAGUGGUUCUAGAAGUUUCAGCUUCUCCUGAAAAAAGGCGACAAAUUAACAAUAACAGUUAGCAUAUCUUUACAAUAAAUAAACGUGUGCCAGACAGUGUGUACUGUGUACUGUGUACAGUACCAACAAAAUUGUUGUACAGGCACGGGUUGUACGGGUUCUACAACUAGACAAUGUGUGCUCAGUACAAUAAUUGUUGUGCAGACAAGACAAGGAGGAGUUCUACUACUAAUGUACACUGAACAGUACAGCCUAAACUGCUGUACAUAUACGGUUUGGAGGAGUUCCACUACUAUGUAUACUGUACAGUACCGUAUAAACUGCUGUACAGGUGCGGUAUGAAGGAGUUCUACUACUAUGUACACUGUACAGUCCGCCUAAACUCCUGUGUAUGAGUACUUUACUACUAUGUACACUGUGCAGUAUUGCCUAAACCACUGUGCAGUCACGGGAUAAAACAAAUUUAGUGAAAUGUAAUCCGAACGAAUUUAUCAAAGGACGGAUUUAAUUACUAUUGGAGAUGUUCUGAGUUACCAGUGCAGGGAAUGGAAUGUUGAAAAUAUGUAAAUUAACUAAAACAAAUUUUUAACUA